ACCAAUUCUCCUCUAUAUAACUGAAACAACAUCUCCGCCAUUUUUAUAUAGCGUCGAACACUAAGUAAAGGUUCGUACAAAACAUCUAAUACCACCGACAUGGCUACUACCAUUUUCUCAAAAAUUGAACUCGCUCUUCUCCUUAUCGUUCUUUUCUUCUUUUCUGUCCACUCCCAACUUCAUCAUAUGAUGGAAUAUUGUGGCAAUGAUGAUGGUGGCCUAUACAAUUUUGGCAUCGACUUUUCGGAGAACAUCUCUAUGGCAAACAUGGACCGAGGCAUCAAACAACUCAUAUCCGAAGCAUCAAAUACUUACUAUAGCACCACCAAUACUACUGGCGCUGGCCUAGACAGAUUUAAUGCCUUCUUUUCAUGUCGUUACGAUGUGACUCCACAAACUUGCCAAAGUUGUGUAUCAAGUGCCGCAGAAAGAGUCCACGAAUGCCUUCCAGAGACAGAAAGCUCCGUAUAUUACGAAGAGUGCACCUUACAUUACUCCAAUCGUUCAAAUUUCUCUGUUAUAGAAGACUUAAGGCUCAUAGCUGUAUCUAACCAUCGGACUAUAAAAGGGGAAGGCCAAUUUCUUCAAACUUUGUAUAACACAAUUAAUGAUCUCAUAGGUGAAGUCAUCUCUAAAUUUCCUGUUUCCUCGCGUUACUUUGCCAUGAAAAAGGCCAAAUAUUCGUCGCGUGAAAGUAUAUACGCACUUGCACAAUGCAAUCCGGAUAUGAUGCCGGCCAAUUGUAGUACGUGCUUGCACUAUCUGUUUGAUUUUUCCGCCAAUGAUCCUAAUGGCGUGGAUUAUGCACAGAUUGUUUCACCAAUCUGUAGGUUGAGCUACCUAUUUACUGCAAAAGAGUUAAGUCAUCCAUGGAGUUUUGCAGAUAAUCGUCCACCGGUAUCAUCAUCAAGAGGAAUACGAGCAAGUUCAAUAUUUGGUGGAAUAAUUGCAAUUAUUUUUAGUGUAGCUGUGUCUUUGAGCUUUCUCUUGUAAUGAUACCGACAGUACUAGACAUAUCUAGACUGUCCUUGAACUUUUUUAGUGUGUUUGACUGGUUAUGCAACAUAAUUUUCAUAUUGCAUAACUAAUUUGCAAGUUCUGUAAUCAUUUUUUUUUUUUUUUUUUUGCAAAACUGGAAUAUUGUAAAGAUAAAAUUGAGCAAUCACACAAAAAUAUAAUGCCAAAAUUAAAGAAUUAUUUUUUACUAGAUAAGAGUUCUUGUCUCUAGCAUUCUUUAACUAAUUGUUUUAAAUGACAAAAUCUGAUUAACUAUUACGUAAUAAUCUAUGUGUUUCAUCAAUAAAUAUCUUUUAAUAUCAGGUUAUAUGUAUAUGGCCUUAGUAUAUUUUAGUAGGAAUGGAAAAAAUACAUAUCAAGCUCGGAAACAUAAUACCAAUUCGGGACAACGUUCAAGCCCAAAUACUAGUUUUAUUCCAUUAGGUGGGAUCAGUUUAUGAAGUCGCUA
This is a messenger RNA of Beta vulgaris subsp. vulgaris (sugar beet), 1465 nucleotides long. RefSeq names its product putative cysteine-rich repeat secretory protein 7. The transcript is spliced from 2 exons. Bases 100 to 993 code for a protein of 297 amino acids. The record is from RefSeq and is a predicted model, not a curated record. Lineage: Eukaryota; Viridiplantae; Streptophyta; Magnoliopsida; Caryophyllales; Amaranthaceae.